AUGGUUGAGCUUAUCGACGUCAAAAUCAUCAAAUAUGCACAAUUUACAUCACUCUUCGCUUUACAAAUAAACGCCGAUCAUAAAUGGAAAUUUUUAGUAUCGCAAGUAGAUGAGUGUGAUGACGAUAAUAAUGUUGAUGUUGCUUCUGGCGAUUUCCUUCAAGAACAACUGUUCUCAUGA
Molecule: messenger RNA, 180 nt
Organism: Clunio marinus
Lineage: Eukaryota; Metazoa; Arthropoda; Insecta; Diptera; Chironomidae
Source: the annotation of a GenBank genome assembly